Molecule: messenger RNA, 3075 nt
Organism: Pomacea canaliculata
Lineage: Eukaryota; Metazoa; Mollusca; Gastropoda; Architaenioglossa; Ampullariidae
Product: arylsulfatase I-like
Exons: 5
Coding region: 1044-2477 (477 amino acids)
Source: RefSeq, a predicted model, not a curated record
AAGAUUUCUCACUCCCUCACUCAUACUCAUGUACACUAAACAUUAACAUUGUACAUAUAUCUAUAUGCUCAUGCGUACAAACAAUUACACUUAAACACGUUUGUACAGAUAAUUAGGUUAAAAUAACUAAUCUUGUGUAUAAACACAUUUGUAUUGGCACAUACAAGUAUUCUACUCUAUCUCUCUCUCACACAUACAUAUUCAUGUUCAAUCAUACUGAUUUCGAAUCUGUUCGUGGAAAAAAAACCUAUCUAAUAAAUAUUCGUAUAUUGCACAGCAGCAUCGUCUACUAUUUUCGUGUCCUGUGGAAUAAUUAUCUGCUAAUUACCUGCUGGGCGCCCAAAACAAACUGGUGUUCGAUGCUGUCAAGAUGUCCUGGCCUGGUUCAUCGUUGAUUAAAAUCAAUGUCACAUGUUAUAUUGCGCAUUUAUGCGAUCCACUCAUCACCAGCUCCACACAGCUGUUUUCCUCAACCUAUCCACCCUGACAGUCCACCAGAUGUCCCACGUGUAGGAGAACAUAUUCUCGGAGUCUACAAGACGCCAUUUCCCCUCCAGAAGAGGUCCUCUAUUUUGUUGUGUUAAGAAAGAAGGGAAGAAGGAAGACCAAGAAAAGAAAGAAAAAUCAAGAGGAAAGGGAUAACUAAUCUUCAGAGCGUCAGACGAAAAGGCAGCAUUUACAAAAAGGAUAAUCAUCGUACAGUGUGUUGUCCACCUGUGUAAAUAUGAUAAUGAUGACGAUGAUGAUAAAACGAGGAGCUGAAAGGAGUACCAAAUAGUUUCCUAUUUACAGGUUUCUUCUGCUCUGGGACUCUACAGACGACUGAUAUACUGAGAGGAACUAUCUUAAGUGGAGGAAUACUGCGGUGAACAGAGGGAAAACUCAUCGAAGACACAGAAGUGCAUCCAUAUCCUCACACUUCACUAAGCACAUCAAAAAUAUUGACAGGACCUGACAACAAUUCUGUUCCUGAGCACGUCUUCCUGCGUCCCAAAGUUGCUAGAGUUCACUGACCUUUUGACCCUGGAGUACAACACUCAGCGAUGCCCGAGAAACCUCGCCGCGAAUGGCCGCUUCUCCUCAUCCUUUUCAUCUUCAUCUACAUCGCCGUGCUUGUCGCCUUCGUGGCUCUGGCCGUUACCAUGCGCAAGAGUGCUGCGCGCCCACACAUCCUCUUCAUCGUCGCUGAUGAUCUUGGCUGGAGCGAUCUUGGCCGCAGCAGCGAGGACAUGCGCACUCCCACCCUCGACGACCUCGCCGCCAACGGCGUCUUCCUGAACUGGUCCUACGUCCACCCGCUUGACAGUCCUACUCGAGCCGCCUUUCUCACGGGUAUCUACCCGUUUCACAUGGGUCUACAACACGAGAACAUGGAGGCUGACACGCCAGCUUUCCUCCCUGCCAACCUCAUCCUCCUGCCGCAGUAUCUGAAAAAUCUCGGGUAUCGCACGAACCUCAUCGGAAAAUGGCACCUGGGCUUCUGCAACUUUGCGUACACUCCGAGGAGUCGUGGGUUCGAUUCUUUCGUAGGAUUUUUUACGGACGACUUGGAUUACUACACACAUCGAGACAAAAAUGGCAUCUAUGACUUCAGGUACAACGGAGAAGAGGACUUCCUAGACCAAGGGAACUAUUCUACCGAGAUUUUAGGGAAGUGGGCCCAAGAGGUCGUCACCAACCAUGACGUGGGGUCCCCUCUUUUCCUCAUGCUGUCCUUCCAGGCCAUGCACUCGCCGGCUCAAGUACCAGAGACGUACGUCAACCAGUCCUGCAGUCACGUGACUGAUCCUGCACGACGCGACGUGUGCGGCAUGGCUGCGGCGCUGGAUAAAGCCAUCGACGGCGUGCUGUCAUCGAUGGCCCAGAAAGGUUUGCUGGAAAACACGCUCGUCAUCUUCACCUCUGACAACGGCGGCCUGACGGCAGGAGGGAGCAGCAAUGCCCCCCUGAGGGGUGAUCAUGGAGAACUGUGGGAAGGCGGAACCAGAGUUCCUUCCUUCAUAUCCAGCCGGACCCUCGUCGUCAACCACUACGUCUUCCAAGGCCUAUUUCACGCCGUGGACUGGCUGCCCACCAUUCUCUCGGUGGCUGGCGGAGAGAUUCCAGUAGGCAUCGACGGUGUCGACCAGUGGCCAGCUCUCCGCGACAGAUCUCUUGGUCCCAGGAGCGAGAUGGUCUACAACAUCGACCUGAAUCAGUCCGCCAUCCGCGUCGGCGACUUUAAGCUCAUCCAAUCGCGGGCCGCCGACGCCAGCGACGAGAACAGCAAGGAGAGUGACGAGUAUCACCUGUACAACCUCGCGCAGGAUCCAGGUGAGAACGAGGAUCUCGCCUCCAAGGCGCCGAAGAAGCUAGAGGAGAUGAAAGCUAGACUGGACCAGCUUCGCCAGACUCUAGUCCCCGCUGAAGACAAACCACCUACUAGUCUGAAAGAUCAUCCGAACUAUGAUCGUGUGUGGGCUUCCGGGUGGUGCUAAGUACGGUUCCUGCAGAUGAUAUUAGAGAUACACAUUAACUAUGGCUGGCGUGAACGAAAAUUAUCAGGUGGGUGUUGAUCUGCAAUCUUCUGGACUUCAAAGAGCACCUCAUUGUAAAUCAUAAACUACUCGUUAAAAAAAUGACAAAAUAAAACAUGCAAAUGUUUGACUUAGAUGUGCUCAAGAGUGAACUUCGUGGUUUAUGUUUGUCCAUCUCUUGAGGAAGAAACAGUAGCAGAAACUGUUACCCAGUGUCACCCCCCAUCCAAAAUUUUAUCUUCGUUUUGUUUUUCCGAAUUCGGAAUCGACGGUUUCUUCUGUUUAUUCUUCGAACAAAAGCUGAAACACCAAAGUGGAUUUAGAGAGGGGUUAGUGGGAACAGGUGACUAAUUACUAAAACGAAAAUGUGCAUAUAUAUUUUAACUUACUUCUACAUGUCUUAUGAUCAGGUGAGUAUUGCUACAAAAAGCAGUCAGAGACAUGCCGAGAAAUGAACUUUACACAAAAGGAAGUGGCAUAACAUAUUUCUAGCUGUGACAGUUGCCAAAACAGCACUCACAAUCACAUGUCAUUGCAGCUUAAGCUUAUCUGAUAAUUU